Molecule: messenger RNA, 1700 nt
Organism: Coregonus clupeaformis (lake whitefish)
Lineage: Eukaryota; Metazoa; Chordata; Actinopteri; Salmoniformes; Salmonidae
Product: programmed cell death protein 5
Exons: 7
Coding region: 127-540 (137 amino acids)
Cellular component (GO): cytosol; nucleus
Molecular function (GO): DNA binding
Source: RefSeq, a predicted model, not a curated record
UGAGAUCGAUUACAUUAUACUGAAGCAAGGCCCGGCCCCUAACGAAACAGUUCCACAAGACUCGUGAAGUGACAGAUUUUCUUAUUUUACCACUGAUAAGGCCUAUUUUCUAUAAAUUCGAACACAAUGGCAGACGACGAAUUGGAGGCUAUCAGGCGGCAACGCAUGGCCGAACUGCAGUCAAAACAUGGGAGUCUGUCUUGGAACCAAAUGAAUCCGGGGGACUCUUCAAAUGACCAGCAAGGGCAGCAGGAGGCCAAACAGAGGGAAACAGAGAUGAGGAACUCCAUGCUGGCUCAGGUUCUAGACCAGUCCGCCCGUGCCAGAUUGAGUAACUUGGCUCUGGUGAAGCCAGAGAAGGCCAAAGCAGUGGAGAAUUACCUCAUACAGAUGGCCCGCAUGGGCCAGCUGGGGGGAAAGAUUUCAGAGACUGGUUUGAUCGACAUCCUAGAAAAAGUUAGUCAGCAAACAGAAAAAAAGACAACUGUCAAGUUCAACCGACGAAAGGUGAUGGACUCAGAUGAUGAGGAUGAUGAUUGAUGCGUUGAAAGGAGCCCAGGAGCCAGUCAGACGGCUGGCUUAGGGCGGGAUUCAGGACAGGAUAGGUUGGAGCAGGGCUCUGUUCGUUGGCGGCCAUCUUUGACUUGCCAAAGGCCCUGCGUUAGUGAUGCACCCUGGGAUACCACAUCAUCCCCUGUGUGCAUCUGGAACUCAUUACUAUAUUCUCUCUUAUAUCCAUUUUCACCACGUUUGACUUUUUCUCCACCACAAGAAGCAGAACAAAAUGCAACUUAGGGUAUAUUGCUGCUGAUGCAUUUUUCUAGAGACUGCUUUGUGAAUACUGUCUGUGUGGAUUUACUCAGCAAUAGUGAAACCAAACUGUACAGAGCACAUGGGUAUAUUCAACAUUUUUUGUUCAUUUUUGAUGACAGUUUACAUUUUUUUUUAAAUUAAAUGCCUUACAUUUGAACACUUAUUCCACAAUUAAUUAAAACAGUUUUAUCAUGAUGAUAUUUUGACUUUGAGCUGAGUGCUUGAAGACUCAUUGAUUGGUUAUAUGGGUUUGUACUACAUUUGCUUUCAUGAAAAAACAAAGUGUAAUCACAUAAGAAGAGCAAUGGUGUAAGAAUAAAGCCUAAAAUAUAGUUUGUUUUAAAAUGUAGUCAAUCUUCCCUCUUUACAAGGUGUCCUAGGUAGUGUAUUAGGCUAUCCGUUACAUUACAUUGAAAUGCAUAGACUGAAGUUACAUAGUUGCUUUGACUCACUUGGUUCAAAUGGUCUUUGCUGGAAUGUAUGCAAUAUGUGCAUUGAGAGGCUGAGACAUGUAUUUGUAGCAGGAUUUGUUAAACGAUCUCAAUCGUAAGAAGUCUAUGACAGCACUUGAACUUCCUGACAGCACUUGAACUUCCUGCUUCACUCGUAUUGAACAGGUGCAUCGUGAGACUGCACAGAUCUAUGAAUGGUUGCUUCUAUUGUACACCUGCCAUAGGUAAUACUCAAUAAUAUCUGACAGUACACUGAUGUUCUUACAUGCAAGAUGUUAUUGAAUAUUUGGAGAUAAGUUAAUGGGAGAUUUGGUUUUAUGUUCAAAGUGUUCACCCCAAUAAAUAAACGGCAGCAUUGAUAAAGCAGAUAAGGAGUCAUUCUUCUUGAUCAUUGAACACGUGUUGAAUAAAGCUGAAUAAAGUGGGUUGAGUCUA